Messenger RNA from Medioppia subpectinata, 414 nucleotides. Lineage: Eukaryota; Metazoa; Arthropoda; Arachnida; Sarcoptiformes; Oppiidae. The record is from the annotation of a GenBank genome assembly.
AUGAACAUACAUUUAACCCGCAAUUUUGGUUACUUCGAUGCUAUGGGCUUAAAAGGGCCCAAACCUGUAGCCAUAUUCGGUAAUUUAUGGGAUAUGAUGUAUACAUCAAAGCCUGAUAUAGAAAUACAACGCUAUCACAAAUAUGGCAAAAUUUACGGCAUUUUUGAGGGCAGUCGACCGAUUAUACAAGUGGGCGAUCCGGAGACUAUCAAACAGGUAUUGGUGGAGGAUUUCCGGCUCUUUAACACCAAAAUCCGUAUCACAAACGUUGGUCACCCUAUCAUCGACCGGAUGCUGGUGUCAGUGCGGGGCGAACAGUGGCGCCGUAUGCGGGCAGCCGUACAGCCGGCGUUCACCACCGCUCGCACGCGUCGCCACUACCCUCUGGUCAGGCAAUGCGUGACCGAACAGUUG